CCGCACCAGUCUUGCCCUGCGAAAAACGUGCGCCUGUCUCGUACGAACUCGCCAAAGCACAAUGCUACUUCUUCUGUUCAAUCAAUCAAUCAAUCAAUCAGUCAGUCGAUGCAUCGUUGGAUGCAUAUGCAUACAUAUGUAUGUAUCAAUCGCUGCGACCAUGCCAUUGGCAAUACACACAAGUCUCCGGCUGUUCUUGUCCUUCCAUAUAAAACUUUAUAUUGCUCUUCUCCCCCUUCUCUGCGCCUAAUCAUCGCGCCUGUCUACAUGUCUACAAACGCAAAAGCGGGACUUCUAGGGAUAUCAUAA
Molecule: messenger RNA, 309 nt
Organism: Periconia digitata
Lineage: Eukaryota; Fungi; Ascomycota; Dothideomycetes; Pleosporales; Periconiaceae
Source: the annotation of a GenBank genome assembly